Molecule: messenger RNA, 3179 nt
Organism: Hymenoscyphus albidus
Lineage: Eukaryota; Fungi; Ascomycota; Leotiomycetes; Helotiales; Helotiaceae
Source: the annotation of a GenBank genome assembly
AUGAAUGAACUCGUCAAAACACUCGGUCCCCUCGUCGCGAAAGAAGUUGGCCCAAUCAUCGCAAAGGAAGGGGUCAAUUACAUCUCUCAGAAAACCAACUCUCCAUCACACGAUCUUGCAUCAGCAGCUAGCGCAAAUGACCUUGCGACUAUCGACUCAAUUCUCGCUAAAGAUGCUUCAAUAAAUCGUACCCCAGCUUUAGUUGCUGCAGCUGCAAAGGGCCGCUUGAAUGUCCUCGAUAUACUCUUAAACACACCACCGCCAUCAGACUCACGUUCCCGGCGUCAUCAUACCAAAGAUGGAGAAACCACUCUACAGUUCCGAAAGCGAUAUCUCGACAAUUGGGCUGAUGGAACGACGCCUCUACAAGCAGCUGUAACGAACGACCAUCGAAAAACGGCCAAGUUAUUGCUGGAAGCUGGAGCGUAUCCGGAUAUCUGUAUCAAAGGUCGCGAUACACCUUUGAUGUCUGCUGCGAAAACAGGGAAGCUAGAUAUUGUGAGGCUCUUAUUGUCAUUCGACGCAGACGUGGAUCACAGAGAUGCAGCGGGCGAUACGGCACUUAUCAUCGCUGCUCGGACAGGCCAUGCAAAUACCGGUAACUGUCUUUUACAGAACGGAGCUGAUAUCGAAGUCAGGAAUGUCAAAGGCGGCACACCCUUGUUGGUUGCAUCACGACAUUGUCACCUUGAUAUGAUCAAAAUGUUGCUGAAGAGAGGAGCGGAUAUUGAUGCAAGCGAUAAGCGAGGAUUAGGGGUGCUGCAUCGAGCUAUUGAGGGUGUGUAUCUGAUGGGACGGAUUAAUUUGAGUUUGAAAGAGAGGACGUUGAGGAUGUUGCUGGAUGCGGGAGCGGAUACCAGGAUGCGAGAUCUGCAAGGGAAGACUCCGGCUCAGAAGGCCGGAUGGAAAGAGGGAGGUUCGAGGCUCAGGAAGUUGUUGGAUGGUGAUCUGGCGAGCUCGCCACGUACUUCAACGCAUGGUUCCGUUCAAGGGAGAGGUGAAAGACGACGGCAUGAUGAUAAGCCGUAUGAAAGGUCGAAUACGUAUUGAGAGUUUGUACUAUUAUGUCAGAGUAGGUCUUUUUUGAUAGAUCAUAAUAAGAUACUAACAUUACCCGAGAGAGUCUUCUAUAUGGCUUUCGUCCAUGGUGCUUUGAAGAACUAAAUAGAUGUGGGAAGAGGGAGUAAGUAUAUCUAGUCACUUAACCUUACGUUGGUCACGAGGAUAUUCUUAGUCAACCCACUUACAUACUCACUAGCACACUGAACCAAAUAGGUGCAAGCCGUUCCUCGUAGCCAUUCUUUUAUACUAUACCAAUAACGUUAGCUCAAUUUCUUAUUAUUUGUUCUCAAAAUGGAAAUACCUUUUCAAAUACAGUACGACGCAGGACAACUGCUGCGCCACUUUCCAUCGUGCUGUACAAGUAAGCACAGCAAGCACUGCCACAUUAACAGGUUGUUAAUAACGACCCACGAACCCUCCAAGCUCUGUUCAAAUCCACACUAGUCUCACUAUCGGCAAUGGAGAGUCAAAGUUUCGUCCACCAGCCUCUGAACCAAAAUACCGAUGAGAUACGACUCCUCAAUAUCCUACCCUCAGAAGACCCAACAUCGGCGAUCGAAUGUCAGAUUUUGCAUGUAAGACUUUCACAGAAACCGCUAUAUGAAGCUCUAUCAUACACGUGGGGUGAAGAAGAUGAAUCAGAGCAUAUUUUCAUACAAGAAAAGAAGUAUCGUGGCAGGGAGAAUCUUUCGUUUGCCGUCAAGCAAUUACGGUUGAAAGAUACCAUGAGGGAUCUAUGGAAUAAAGCUCCCUGGUACGCGUGGGGUGAAGGGAAUGAAUCAGAGUACCUCUCGAUACGAGGAAAGAAAUAUGGAGUCAGAGAGAACCUUUGGUUGGCCCUCAAACAAUUGCGACUGGAACGUACCACGAGGUGUCUAUGGAUCGAUGCGAUUUGUAUCAAUCAGACAAAUACUGCAGAACGUAAUCACCAGGUCGACCAAAUGAGUCUCAUAUUUAGCCAAGCUGUGAGAGUGGUAGUUUGGCUCGGUAGCUCGACCGAGGAAAGCGACGAUACUCUUUCGUUCAUUGCUCGGGUUAAUGUGGGAUUAGAAUUUGACGAUUACCCCAACCAACAGUUUUCGGACCAUUGGGAAAAUUUUAUUGGCUUGUGCAAACGACCCUAUUGGACUCGACUUUGGAUCAUCCAGGAAGUGGCACUCGCUAUCCGAAUCGUUCUUUGCUGUGGGUCCUUGGAAGUCGAUUGGGGUCAUUUCAUCAGCGUCGAUCACAUGGUACGACUAUGGAUAGCCCGCAAGCGGCUCGACAACGAGUACAUGCCGGUGCUUAGGACUGGAACAAUUCCACAGCGUUUGUCAAAGAUUCGCCUUUUGGAUGGGCCGGAAUUACCAUCUUAUGAAAGGGAUCCUCAUCUUCUCGACCUACUUUUCGAGUUUAAUGAAUCACAAUGCAAGGAUAUUAAGGACCGGAUUUUUGGUCUACUUUCUCUUGCAAGCAAAUAUUGUCGGGACUCAAUGCCUGUCGAUUACUCCAAAAGUCCCUUUGAUGUCUGCCAAAGCGCUCUCAGACAUCAUCUCCAAUAUCAUUGUCCCGAAGAAGACACCGCAGCUUCUAUGAAGUUAGCUUAUUCAGCCAACUCUGUACUCCAAGAGGAGGAUUCGACUUUCCGCCAGGCAAGAGUCAUCUACACAAUUCCAUUCUCAACCACUUUACCAGAGUACAAACGUCCCACUUCCGCCUUCAAAAGUCCUUUCAUGCAGGAAGUAUAUCUCAAAUUCUCUCUAGUGUACAUGGGAUCUCUGGCAACAAAUGGAAAUCCAGGAGACAUCGAGACUGCGUAUCGUAUGGGACAAGUUUGGAAAGAAGUGAAGGAUUGGGAUAUUCAAAUUUUCAUACAUCGUUUGCUCUGCUGGUACUAUGGAUCUCCAACUAGAGAUGGGAAGCCGCCAACAUGGUCUAAGAAAGACACAGGCAAUCUUCAGAUUACUCUAGAUGAGAAUGGCUUCAUGGCAAUCACGAAUACCAAUAUCCACAUUGGAGCACGCUUAUUUGAUGAAUGGAAUGAGAAACCUCAGUCCCAGUUCCUUGUGGAUAAGGAUUCUAUUGAGGAUUUGAGUUACCUCUUUUUAUGCAACAGUAAAUUCCGUCAUACUACUUGA